CGCGGUGGGGUCCCGGGCCGAGGCGGCUUGUCGAAAACGAGCAAGGAAAGACACUGAAAAGGGAUCCGAUGGCGGCGACGACGCUAACGAACCGGGUUCAGGACUCUGUGACCUUCGAGGAUGUGUUCGUGUACUUCUCCAGGGAGGAGUGGGGACUCCUUGAUGAAGCUCAGAGACUCCUGUACCGCAAUGUGAUGCUGGAGAACUUUGCCUUGGUGGCCUCACUGGGUUGUUGGCAUGAAGCAGAGGAGGAGACACCUGAGCAGAACGUUUCUGUGGAAGGAGUGUCACAGGUCAGGACCACCCAGAAAGCCCACCCUUGUGAGAGAUGUGACCCAAUCUUGGAAGACAUUGUACAGCUGACUCAGCACCAAGGAUCACACCCCACGCAGAAACCGUACACGUGUGGGCCAAGUGGGAGAGACUUCUUGUCUGGUGCAAACUCUGACCAGCAACAGGAGCAACACAGGGGAGAGAAUCCCUUCAGAAAGAAUGAUGGUCAAGCUUCACUUGUGAAGAGCUGUGCAGGCAACAUGUCACGGUGGCCUUUCAAGUACAGGGAGGAAGGAAUGGAUGUCCUGGACAGCCCUGGCCUCUUCCAGCAACAGACCACUCACACUGGGGUGAGUCCAUCCAAAAGGACUGAGUGCGUGGAGUCCUUCCCACUCAGCUCCACUCUAGGGCAGCACCAGGGUGCCCACACUGGACAGAUGGUGUUCAGGUAUAACAACUAUGGGGAAGCCUUCCUGAAGACCUUCGCUCUCCUCAACAACUGGAUCGCUCAGACUGAAGAGAGACCCUUCAGAUGCUUCACAUGUGGAAAUGCCUUCAAGGAGAAAUCAGCUUUUAUUAAACACAGAAAAACUCACAGUAGAGAAACAGCUCAUGUGUGUAAGGAAUGUGGAAAGGCCUUUACUCACCUGUUCCACCUCAGAACACACCAGAAAUUUCAUACUGGAAAAAGGCAUUACACAUGCAGUGAAUGUGGGAAGGCCUUCAGCCGCAAAGACACCCUUGUUCAGCACCAGAGAGUUCACACUGGAGAAAGGUCUUAUGACUGCAGUGAAUGUGGAAAAGCCUACAGCAGAAGCUCCCACCUUGUUCAGCACCAGAGAAUUCACACUGGAGAAAGGCCUUAUAAGUGUGGCGAAUGUGGGAAGGCCUUCAGCCGCAAAGACACACUUGUUCAGCACCAGAGAUUUCAUACUGGAGAAAGGCCUUAUGAGUGUAGUGAAUGUGGGAAAUUCUUUAGCCAAAGUUCUCACCUUAUUGAGCACUGGAGAAUUCAUACUGGGGCAAGGCCUUAUGAGUGCAUUGAAUGUGGGAAAUUCUUUAGCCAUAACUCCAGUCUCAUUAAACAUCGGAGAGUCCACACAGGAGCAAGGUCUUAUGUAUGCAACAAAUGCGGGAAAGCCUUCAGCAGCAAAGACACACUUGUUCAGCACCAGAUAAUUCACACUGGAGUAAGGCCUUAUGAGUGCAGUGAAUGUGGGAAAGCCUUCAGCCGCAAAGACACACUUGUUCAGCACCAGAAAAUCCACACUGGAGAAAGGCCUUAUGAGUGUGGUGAAUGUGGAAAAUUCUUCAGCCAUAGCUCCAACCUUAUCGUCCACCAGAGAAUUCACACUGGAGCAAAGCCUUAUGAGUGCAGCGAGUGUGGGAAGUGCUUUAGCCACAACUCCAGCCUCAAUUUACACCAGAGAGUCCACACAGGAGCAAGGCCUUACAUGUGCAGUGAAUGUGGGAAAACCUACAUCAGUAGCUCCCACCUUGUCCAACACAUGAAAGUCCACACUGGAGCAAGGCCUUAUGAGUGCAGUGAAUGUGGGAAAUUCUUUAGCCGCAACUCCAGCCUCAUUUUACACCGGAGAGUUCACACUGGAGAAAAGCCUUAUGUGUGCAGUGAAUGUGGGAAGGCCUAUAGCAGAAGCUCCCAUCUUGUUCGGCACAAGAAAGUGCACUCUAGGGAAAGGUCUCAUGAGUGCAAUAAUUUUGGUGACCCUUUAGCUGCAUCUCUUUAACUUGCCAACACCAGAAUAUUCACAGAGAAAGGUUUUAUGAGUGCAUAAAUAUGCUGUCUCCUUGUUGAACCUAGUAGGGCUCACACCAGUGAGUACCCUUUGUGAGAGAGCCAUCACCCAGCAGGUGUGCUUUGUCUGUUCAAAUGCCCACGCUAGGGAGAUUCCCAUUGAGUGCCACGUGCAUUGGAAGCUGCUACACAUUGCAUUGCAGUUUCUAAAAUGUUCUGGGUUCUUGUCCUGGGUUAUGUCACUGCCAGUGACUGUGGUGGAAGCUAUCUCAUUGCUACCGGCCAUCAGGGUCCCAGUGUGUGUUUGUCACUCCAAUAUGUUCAGGGAAGACAGACCUUUGUAUUGUCUCUCCUUUUCCCUGGAGAGAAUCACGAGUGUUUUGAGCCCGCUUGGGGGUCCUCAUUUCCUCCCUUAUGACUAUUUUCUGAGCAGACAUGACCUAGCUCCGGCCAAAAGGUUUUGAGCUGGAAUCUACUAGAGGCUUCCAAAGAAGGUGCCCCUUCUUCAUUGAUGGCAUUGGCUGUACAUGUGAUAUCUCUGAUGGAUUUGUCCUGCUUCCAAGUCACCCAGCCUUGUAACUGCCUGCCUCAUACUGCUCUGGUUCUUACAACGAUAAAGACCUUAUUAUGUAAGCCUUUACUGUUCGGAGUCCUGUUUACUGUGUGGAGUGGAUUGAGAAAAUAAUUGGGUCUGCCAGCAGGAAGGUGGGAACACCUUUGGUGGGGGCCUGCAACUUUAUGUGCCUAGAGGGGUCAAGAGGAUGGCAGAGAAAAGGUCCCAGUCGAGUUUGCCCAAGACCUUCCAGGUAGAACUGAACACUCGGUGAACCUAAUCCUGUGGCCUGGUUAUGAGGAUUUCCUAUAAGCCCAGAGAGCAUCCUGAGGAGGAGAAUGUUGGUGGCACCACUCUCCAGUGCUGCUGAGAGCAGCGUGAGUUGGUUCCCUCAUUCCCAGGGAUUGUCCCACAUUGCCCUGCACUAUGGAGGAAUCGUUAUCUCCCAGACCUGUACGGCAGCCAGUCCACUGACCAGAGUCCUGUAGGCAGGUGUCAUUGACUGUACGAGCUAUGGGUCAGGUGGGAAUCAACUGGUGCAGAGACACUGAGUACAGAAAUACUGAGAUAGUGGGGAAGACUGGCAAAUGAGAGGGAGUGUGUCCAUUAUAAAGUUAACAUUCGCAGAUGUCCAUGUGAUUAUUGCUGUGUGGGAUGCGGGUGUACGGAAAUUUUCAAGACCUGCCAACCUCUAUCUUCUGUGACGUGGCUGACAAUCUGAAGGGUUCUGGAGGCCUGGAGCCUCCCUAGAGUGUUGAACUUUAUGGCCACUGCUACAUAGGCAGAAAGUCCAGGCCUGAGAGAAAACAGGUCCUUCAGGGGUGGGACUUCUCUGACCCAGCCACCAUUCCCGGCAACUGAAGUGGACACAGUCUUCAUUGUGCUCCAGUUUCUGCUGCCAUUGACUCCAGGCUUACCCUCCAUGUGGUGGGAAGAGGGGUAUGGUAGAAUCAAAAUAGUUGACAGAUCUGAUUUUCCAAGAGACAUGGUGGUUGUUGGGUGCUAUUGAGUCCAUUUCAACUCAUAGUGACCCCAUGUGACAGAGCAGAACUUCCCUAUAGGGUUUUCUAGGCUGUAAUGUUUAUGGAAGCAGAUCCCCAGGUCUCUCUCACCUAGAGCAGCUAGGUGGGUUUGAACCGCCAACCUUUUCAGUCAGCAGCUGAGCGCUUAACCAGAGGCAUGGUAGAUAAAGACAUUUUAUGCAGAAUGUUUUGUUUGUAACAGCUUUAUUGAGUUACGAUUGACAUGCAAUAAACUGCACAUAUUUAAAGUGUAAAAUUUGAUGUUUUAGCAUGUGUAUACACCUUGAAAACCAUUACCACAAUCACAAUAAUGAACACAUCGAACACACUCAAAAGAUUCGCCAUGUCCCUUCAUAAUCCCUUCCUCUCAAUUCUGUCUAAUCUCCUUCCUUGUAGUUCACAAGCAAAUCAUUGAUUUGCUUUAUGUCCUGAUCCUUUUUAUAAAAUUUUAUUUAAAUGGAAUCAUACAGUAUAUACUCUUUUUAUCCUGGUGGUGAUGGAGCGGGGGGCCCUAGCUUUCUUCACUAAGCAUAACUAUUUUGAAAUUCAUACAUGUUGCACGUAUCAGUAGUUCCUUUUUAUUGCUGAAUAGUGUUGUAUUCCAUUGUAUAGACAUACUACUAUUUUUUUUUUUUAAUCCAUUCAGCUGUUAAUGGACAUUUGGGUUGUUUCCAGUUUUUGGCUAUCAUGAAUAAAGCUGCUGUGAAGAAUUGUGUACAAGCCUUUAGAUGGAUGUGCAUUUUAUUUCUCUUGGGUAAAUACCUAGGAAUGGA
This is a messenger RNA of Trichechus manatus latirostris (Florida manatee), 4377 nucleotides long. RefSeq names its product zinc finger protein 304 (gene ZNF304). Lineage: Eukaryota; Metazoa; Chordata; Mammalia; Sirenia; Trichechidae. Gene Ontology annotation, biological process: regulation of transcription by RNA polymerase II. The coding region runs from base 69 to 2021 and encodes 650 amino acids. The record is from RefSeq and is a predicted model, not a curated record. The transcript has 4 exons. Gene Ontology annotation, molecular function: DNA-binding transcription factor activity, RNA polymerase II-specific; RNA polymerase II cis-regulatory region sequence-specific DNA binding.